AAUGCAACAAUCUAUAAUGCCCAAUAAGUAAGAAGUUGUCAGUUGACAUUAAUCUAUAUAUACAAGCAGGAAGCAGCAAAUUAAAGUAAUUGAAAAUGCUUUUAGGAACCACUUCUUCCUUUCCAAAUGUCCCACAAGGCGUGGAGAGCUACUCAAUCACCGAAGACGUUGUUUCCUCGUCUCUUGAAGCGAACUCCGCCGCAGAAUCUCAUCCAACCUCUCUCCUCUACAGUUUCUCAACUCUCAAGGACAAGCUUCACCAGGUGCAGUCCCUCGUCAGCAUCCUCAUCUCCCCGGACUAUACUCAAACUAGCGAGUCAACCAUAUCCUUAGCCGUCGCCAGCAUGAACACUGCAAUCCAAGAAAUCAUCAUGGUAGCCUCCUCCAUGAUGUUCACCUGCCAACAAAUAGCCCUCGGUUCGUCUCCAAGGAGCGCUAGCCCCGACGAAAUGCCGCACCACCAGCGUCAAAUCCGAUUUCCUCCACCCAACUUCGGCGGCAAUCGGCCGGCGCAAGGUUUCCACUCUACCGAUACGCUCGACUGCUGGUACGGUGAAGCCUAUAAUAACAACUGCAGUAACAAGGAAGACAAUCGGAGUGCUGUUGUCAAUAGGGUGGAAGGGAGAGAUCGCGAUCGAGAAGUGCUUCAAGCGGGUGAUAACAGCGAAACAUUAGAAGGGCUUUCACCGAAGAACUACGACAUCAUUGAAUUGGAUGCCGCGGAUCUGUUGGCAAAGUACACGCAUUAUUGCAAAGUUUGUGGGAAAGGGUUCAAGCGAGACGCGAAUCUGAGAAUGCACAUGAGGGCCCACGGAGACGAAUACAAGACAAGCGCUGCUCUAAGCAACCCCAUGAAGAACAAUAUUAACGGGAGCCCGUCAGGUAAUAACAACGACAGUAAUCUGAUAAAAUUUCCUAGGAAAUAUUCGUGCCCGCAAGAAGGGUGUCGGUGGAAUCAAAAGCAUGCCAAGUUCCAGCCUCUGAAAUCAAUGAUUUGCGUGAAGAAUCACUACAAGAGGAGCCAUUGCCCGAAGAUGUACAUUUGCAAGCGAUGCAACCAGAAGCAGUUUUCUGUUCUGUCGGAUUUAAGGACGCAUGAGAAGCACUGCGGGGAUCAGAAGUGGCAAUGCGUAUGCGGUACAACGUUUUCUAGGAAAGACAAACUUAUGGGGCAUGUUGCUUUGUUCGUGGGGCACACCCCGGCAAGCAAGCCUUUGUCGAAACUAGUAAAAGAAGACCACCACCAAGCACUGCAAAUGCUAUAUUAGAUAUGAUAUUGAUCAUCUCACCGUUCCCUUCCCUUUUGUCUGCUAUACGUUUUAAAUUUGAGGUACUUAUAAUGAAGUCUACCAGCUAAUAUAUAAAUGCUAAAUUGUUUCUGAGGAGAAACAGUACGUGCAUUAUUUUGAAGAUUAUA
This is a messenger RNA of Alnus glutinosa, 1417 nucleotides long. Its product is annotated as protein SENSITIVE TO PROTON RHIZOTOXICITY 2-like. Bases 96 to 1268 code for a protein of 390 amino acids. The transcript has a single exon. Gene Ontology annotation, biological process: response to acidic pH; response to aluminum ion. The record is from RefSeq and is a predicted model, not a curated record. Lineage: Eukaryota; Viridiplantae; Streptophyta; Magnoliopsida; Fagales; Betulaceae.